This is a messenger RNA of Mus pahari (shrew mouse), 1482 nucleotides long. RefSeq names its product butyrophilin like 10 (gene Btnl10). Bases 1 to 1482 code for a protein of 493 amino acids. The transcript is spliced from 5 exons. Gene Ontology annotation, cellular component: external side of plasma membrane. Gene Ontology annotation, biological process: regulation of cytokine production; T cell receptor signaling pathway. Lineage: Eukaryota; Metazoa; Chordata; Mammalia; Rodentia; Muridae. Gene Ontology annotation, molecular function: signaling receptor binding. The record is from RefSeq and is a predicted model, not a curated record.
AUGGCAAGGGCACACCCUGGAGAUGCUACUCUGCCAAGCGUCUUGGUCAGCUUCAUCUUCCUGCAACUCCUGACUUCUGGGAACGGAAAAUCAGAUUUCCUCGUCCUUGGACCUCCCGACCCACUUCUGGCCAUAGUUGGUCAAGACAAAGAGUUGCCCUGCAAACUGUCACUUAACAUCAGCGCUGAGGGCAUGGAGCUGAGGUGGUACAGGGACAAGCCCUCGUCAGUUGUGCAUGUGUACAAGAACGGGAAGGAUGUGUAUGACGAGCAGAUGACAGAAUAUAAGGGAAGGACCUCAUUCAACGGCAGCCAUGUGGCCAGGGGAGAGGCCUCUGUGAAGAUCCACAACAUCACAGUGUUUGACAACGGGACUUAUCACUGUGUGUUUAAGGAGUACACAUCCCACAGCCAGGCCACCCUGUGGCUGAAGGUGGCAGGACGGGGCUCGUCCCCCAGGAUCCGUGUGACUGACACCCAGGACAAAGGUAUCCAGGCCGAGUGCAGCUCAGCAGGCUGGUACCCCGAGCCCAAGGUGGAGUGGCUGGACCUUAAAGGACAACCAGUGCCUGCUGAGAGUCACUUCUCAGUUUCAGCCAGCACUGGCCUCGUGGCUGUGUUAUCCAUUGUGACUCCCCAGGAUAUGGCUGUGGGAGGCCUGACUUGCUCCAUCUCCAAUCCCCUCCUCCCCGAGAAGGUGACGGAGACUUACCUGCUUGCCUCCCUAUCCAGAAGGCCUCUGUCCACGGAAAGUGGACCAGCUCUGCCUUUGAUCCUCACGGCACUAGGGCUGGUCUCGGCAGCAAUAGCCUGUGCCUUUGGGAAAUGUCACAAAGAAGAGCAUAAAACAAAUCAGGAAGAAGAGGAGCCAGGAGCCCGUGAUGAGGCCGGGCUCUUCCACGUGAGUCUGUCCCUGGACCCUGAAACUGCCAGUCCCAAACUCAUGGUGUCUGAGGAUCAGAAAAGCGUGAAGCGACUGCUAUUUGACCAGGAUGUGUCCUCCAGUUCCGGGAGAUUUGACCAGGACCCCUGCAUCCUGGCUCAAGAGCGAUUUGAGGCAGGGAGACAUUACUGGGAAGUGGAGGUUGGGGACAGGAGGGCCUGGAUUCUGGGUGUGUGUCUGGAGAGUUUGGUACGGGAAGGAAGGAUCCCCAAGUCACCCCAGCAUGGCCUCUGGGCACUGGAGUUUUACAAGAAGAAACUCCAAGCCCUCUCUUACCCCCGGACUUGCCUGUCUCCUCCGGAGCCCCUCCGGCGGGUGGGCAUCCUCUUAGACUUUGAGGCAGGGGAAAUCUCCUUUUAUAAUUCAACCAAUGGCUCCCUGAUCUAUGUAUUCUCUGGGUUCUCCUUUUCUGGUCCCCUGCAGCCAUUCUUCUGCCUCUGGACCCAUGACCCCAGACCCCUAACCAUCUGCUCAGUGGUCAGAGAGACCAAAGAAGACACAGAAUCUUCUGGAGGUCCCGGCCUCCCUGGGGACUCCUGA